Messenger RNA from Macadamia integrifolia, 5627 nucleotides. RefSeq names its product NAD(P)H-quinone oxidoreductase subunit T, chloroplastic-like. The record is from RefSeq and is a predicted model, not a curated record. NCBI's taxonomy places the organism in Eukaryota, Viridiplantae, Streptophyta, Magnoliopsida, Proteales, Proteaceae. Bases 4783 to 5529 code for a protein of 248 amino acids. The transcript is spliced from 5 exons.
AUAAAGAAAUAGACUCAAAACAAGACUCUAACUAAACUAAUGAAUUAAAUCUCGUUUCCUACUUUCUACCCAUAUUUUAGGCCUAUUAAAUUACAAAGAAAACCCAUGGGAUCAAAGGUCCAACUGAUACAUAAUUCAACCCAAUGCUUAUUUCUAAUAAAGUAAGCCCAAUAAGUGACUUAUCUGCAUCAAUACAUGUCGUUAACAAUAUCUACAAAUUUACUUGACACCCCUAUCUUCUCCAAUACUUGCCAGAUGAGCUCUCUGGGGACUUUGUCGUAGGUCUUUUCUAUAUCAAUGAAGACUAUAUGGAGAUCCUUCUUGUAGGUUCUAGACCUUUUCUAUAUCUCCGAUACGAUACGAUACCCUUCCGAUACGUAUCUUAAAUUUAGUUGACCGAUACAGAUACUUUAAUCCUUGAUCUUUAGCACAUCUUUGCAUAUCUCCGAUACGAUAUGACACCCUCCGAUAUGUAUCUUAAAUUUAACCGACCAAUACGACAGCCGAUACCGAUACCGAUACUUUAAUCCUUGACAGCCAGUACCUUAUUAUAAUCUGUUGUUAUAAGCAUGUGGCUAAUCUGUAGUGGUACGUCAGGUUGAUAGCCGACACUUAUUAUAGUUAGCCAUAACCUAUCAAUCUUUUUGCAUGGAUCCUUGCGUUAGUCUUUGCAUGGAUGUUAUUGUUGUUGUUGUUGUUGAGAAUACAGCUUGCACCCUCCCUGUGACAAGUUUUAGGAGGACGCUUAAAUUGGCUAACCACUCCAACAACAUACGAGAUAUCUGGAUGAGUAAAAGAAAGGUAAUUUAACUUUCUUACAAGUCUUUGAUACCUUUCUGCAUCAAUAGUGGGAUGAUCACUAUCUACCCCCUACUUUAUGGUUCGGAUCAAUGGGGGGUGUGAUGAGGUUUGCUAGACUGAAGAGACAAACACUAGCAAACCCAUUAGAAAACCAGAAUCAUAGUGGAACCAAAACUCAGAAAAUUAGGCAGAAAAUUGACAGGAUUAUAUCGCUCAAUCCACCCAUUUGAUGGGGCUGAAACAAUGGCUGAAUGAAGGUCCUAAUAGGUGGGUUAUGUGUCUAAAAUAUCAUAGUUGUCAUGGCGUCUGGGCGAACCAAGGCAUUGGAGGGGACCCUGGAUGCAAAGCGAUACCAACAAGUCAACCAAAACACCGGCCUAGGUGACCCCUUGAAAACUAUGUAAAAUAUUGAGGUGAACUGAUGAUUAGAUUAGGAGGAACAAGUGUGAACAGAAAAUAGAAACUUAAAGAAGACCAGGAAUUAGUAACUCCCUUAACAAGAAUAACUUUCAAACCCAGGUCUGAUGUCCUUCCAAUUCUGGUCGAGUGUAGCUGAAUAGAGAGGUAAAACUUACGAAAAUUUGAGCCCUGCCCAGGGAUGGAUUGGCGGUAAUCUUCAAAGGAAACCUGAGAUCAGAGUAGGACAGAUUUUCCAUUGCAGGGACAGAAACAGAAUUAUAACUGGGCAGAAACUGAAGUAAUUAGUAACUGAAAUAGAACCAAUAAAAGGGAGGGAAUAGGUGUAGAAUCCAUAGAACAGCGUUACAGUAUAACUUAAGAACAUCCCAUGUAUACACUGUUUAAGUGACUGGAAUGGAAAUAAAAGAUAACAGGGAGGAAAGGGGAAAGAAGGGAUAUAACCUGGUAUCACCACAACUCUAUGGUUAGAUUCACCACUAACUAGCCUAGGUUUCACCAAAUAAGAGUAUGUAACUGAAUCACCACUGCAGCCAUACUCAAAUGGCCCUGUUACCAUCUCCAACUGAGAUCUGGCAAGAGAGAAAAGGACUGGUUCCCAGGUCUGGCGAUAGAGCUGUUCUGCCUCUGUUCUUCAUGAUUUGAUCUCAGCACUUCGAAAUCUCACAAAUAACUCUUCUUAUCAUGAUUUUUGAGUCUUGAUUCAAGUCCACAUAUGGUAGUCUUUUCCCUGGAACCCUCUAAACCCUAGGGUUCCAAAGUAAGAGAGCAGACCAUUAUUAGCUUUGUCACUUGAUCUCAAACCUGUUAACCUUGCUCUGAUACCAAGUUCAGUUGUAGAUUGAGGCCGAGAAGGAAGAGAAGGGAAGAACAAGAAGAGAACGGAAGGAAGAAGGAGAAGGAAGAUCAGGAGAAUGGAUUAGAGGACACUCUCCAUUCUAUGUUAUUGAUAUUUGAUACUUUAAAAUCAAAAUUACAAGUAUCCCUUAUAUUCUAAUAUAUAUGCCCAUAUGGCCCUAUUACACACUCUGUCCCAUUAUACCCUUAUAACAGUAUUCCAACAGACAGUCCGUUCUAUUUUAAAGUUCUAUUUUAUGUGACUGAUAAAAUAAGGAUUUCUAUGCUGCUCAGUUUUAUUUGUUCAAGUCGAAGUUGAGUGCAUUUGCUGAUACAGGACCAUUUCUAGGUGGCAUAAAAAAAUCAUCUAACACCUCAGUUUAAUCUUCUGAAUUCAGAUAAGAGGCAUCUUCUCUCUACCAACUUUUUCAUUCUAAGUUGCUGUAAUCAAAGGCCUAAAUGAUGUUUCCCUCAACUGAAAUCUUAAUUCCAUUAAUCAGUUCCUGAAAUUCUGAGCAUUAAAAUUUGAUAUCUCACCCGUACUUUAAGCCGUUUGGCUUCCUGACUAGGCAUGUUUGAACAGUAUAUACUUUCCAACCUGAGCUCUUUGAUUUAAUUGAAUUUUAUUUUCUCCGUUACUGACCAAUGGAGGGCUUGACAUAUGGUAAUCACCUAGUGGAGAUAACUCUUACGAAAUUAUUCUUUGAACAUAAAUCAACAAGGAAAAACUUUAGUACAGGUCCACUUGGCCACAGGAUGGGAUCUCAAAAAGAUCAAAAUGUGACUAGAGUGAGCUUUCUCUCGCGAAGUCAACUCAUUAAUCCACGAGAGUUAUUUGAAGAGUGAAGCAUGAAAUGUAGCAGGCUAAAACAUCUCGAUUUGAAUUUACAAUGUUAGAAUUUUUAGAGAGAUCUACGACACUUAUGCUGGUUUUUCCCACUGCAAGCUUUUAUUCUUUCUCAUUCAUCUGCUUUUUGAAAGUGUGAGUAGUAAUGCCAUUUCUUUGUGAUCUAUGACCACCCGCCAUGCACCCUUUAUUAGUAACGGGCAAAGCCCUUGGAAGGAGUUUCUUUCUUUUUCUAUUUCAUUUUCUAUGCCACCAAGAAGUUAUGAAAUUAUAGCCUAGAAACCCAUCAGUACAGUAUGGUACUUUAAGAUGUAUCCCCGGCUGCCCUACACUAUCUGCUUUGUCUAUUGUGUUGUCUACCCCUCUUGAUCAGUUCAGUUUGGCUCUCUUUUUUCUAAAUCGUUGCUUAUGGUUCGUAACCCAAUAUUUUGAAGGCUUAUGUUGUUCAUAGCCAUGCCACUUCCGACUACUUUCUUGUAGCUUAUGUAUGUGAUGUUUUUUCAUACUGCUGUUUAAAUCUCUUAUAAGCUUCUGCCUUAAGAAAGUGGUCAGACAAAUCAUAGUUAAAGGAGGAGUUUAAUGGGAGAGUGUUUGUCAAUGACUCAAAUGAUGUCAUCAUACUUUCCGGUCACUGAUCAGAUAAAUCAUUUUGACAGGAUCCAAUUUGGGCUCUUUAUAACAAUCAAGCAAGAAAGUAAGAGAGCAUUUCAUUCUCUCUGACCUGCCUUAAACGGGGAAAUAGGACUUCCACCAAUAGCUCUCGUGUGCCUCAUUUCUGCUUGGAUGAAGUACCUAAGGUGGAAAAAUCCUAAAUAGAAAACAAAACAGAUGUUAAGCCUCCUUAAUGAGAAACCUGGGGAAACACAGGGGGACAAAGCAGUCCACGAGGAGAUCUUCACCUAAGUAAUGGGAGAUGAUAACGGCUGGACGCACUUGGCUGGAGCUGGAGUAUGCCUAAGGGAUUAUAAGACAUCAAGAAAGUAUGCUGCUUAUUAUUGGGAGAAUGCCGAGUUGCGGAGUGAGGUGGAAGCCUUGAGUGAGAAAAUCUCCUCAAUGUGGUCCCAAUUUAGUAAGCUAAUGUGACUCGUGGUUAGCAACCAACAAGUAGGCACGCAGAACAAAGAGAUAUAUAGCAUUCUUCUCGUGAUCAUAUUGAUUUCGAAGCUUGAGGUUCAUGUUGCUAUUGGUUGCUGCUGCAUGUUAAGGAAUGAAGAUGUGGAUAUGCUGACAAUUUUGGAUCAUGCAAAUACUAAGCUUUUAUCGUUUCAUCUGACAUAGAGACAUCUUUAAUAUGUAGUAACAUAGAAUUGUAACAAAUGUGUAAACAGUAGGGCACACCUUUUGUCUAUUAAAAUCUGGGCCAUCCUUUUUUUGGAGUUCUCCAGGGAGAUGGUGAAAUGCAUCUGUCACAGGGAAUAGUGUUUCUUUCUUUUUUUCUGUCUUCAUUGUUGAUAGUUGCUUCUUUCUCUAGGUUAUGUCCCAUGUCAGGGUAACUGCCUAUCCAUUUCGGUCAUGGCCAAUUCCGAUGUGAAUCGGCCUAUUUGACAGAUCCAUACCGAUUUUUGAAACCAUAGCACAAAAGUUUACAUCUUGAGAUAUUCUCCCCAGUUUGAAGGAACUCGACCUUGCUUGGCUUGGACUUGAGUUGGCCAAUCCGGCCGAUCCAAACCAGUCUUAAAGCCAUGCCUGUCCCACUAAUUCAGAGGAUUCAAGAGCCCAUGAAGGGGGACCACCUUGGCCCCUCAAUCUCGCUCUCUCUCUCUGUGCCACAGAAACCUGAGGUGGGAAUCAGUUUGUUUCAUUCACAAAACGCUACGAAGCACAAGUCCGUUAAAUUAUAAUUUUUUCAUUCAUCAACCUUCAGAAAAAAAAGACCUCCCAUGGCUUCCACGACGGCUCCUCCGGCCUUGUUCCUACUCGGAAGUAAAAAGGGAGGUAAGAGCUUGGAAAAAGCCCAGAUAAGAAGUAACAGCAAUGGCAGAAGGAGAAGAAGGAACUUUUGUGUUUUAGCAUCAGAAACCUCAUCUGGCCAGCGAAGAAGGUCUCCACCUGGAGUCGACACCAGAAUUCACUGGGACAGUCCAGACGAGGGUUGGAUUGGAGGGAGUACUAAUUCAUCACAGAGAACAAUUGAGGAAGAACAACAAAACCUUUUGGGGAAAAACUAUUCUGAUUUGCUUGAAGAGUCCUCUGAUUCUCAUUACCAGUUCCUUGGAGUAUCUGCUGAGGCUGAUUUGGAAGAAAUCAAAGCAGCUUACAGGGGGCUAUCAAAAGAUUACCAUCCAGAUACAACAUCACUGCCAUUGAAAGCUGCAUCUGAUAAGUUCAUGAAACUAAGAGAGGUGUAUGAUACAUUGAGUAAUGAAGAGAGAAGAAAGUUCUAUGACUGGACAUUAGCUCAGGAAGCUGCAAGUCGACAAGCGGAGAAGAUGAAGAUGAAGUUGGAGGAUCCUCGUGAACAAGAAGUGCGGAAUUGGGAGUCGAUACCUGAUAUGGUUGACCGCCUUGGUGGAAGGAACAUGGAACUGAGUGAUCAAGCCAUGACAGCCCUCACUAUCGAUGUUUUUGCUGUAAUCUUUUCAAUAUGCUGCAUCAUUGUUUAUGCUCUCUUCUUUCAGGACCCAUAAUGGGUGCAUUAUAUUAGGAAAAUGAACACACAAGAUUAAGAUUGAAUGUAUAUUUUCAGUGGUGGAUAAAUAUAUAGUAUUAAGCGUGCAAUUUGUUG